This is a messenger RNA of Microdochium trichocladiopsis, 1491 nucleotides long. Its product is annotated as major facilitator superfamily domain-containing protein. Gene Ontology annotation, molecular function: transmembrane transporter activity. The record is from RefSeq and is a predicted model, not a curated record. The coding region runs from base 1 to 1491 and encodes 496 amino acids. Gene Ontology annotation, cellular component: membrane. Lineage: Eukaryota; Fungi; Ascomycota; Sordariomycetes; Xylariales; Microdochiaceae. The transcript has 3 exons. Gene Ontology annotation, biological process: transmembrane transport.
AUGGCUAUCGCGAAGAACGAUGACGUCGACUUUGCCAAUGGCACCACCGACGACCUCAAGAAGGCCGAGCAAGCCACCGGCGACAACACCGACAUAAUCAUCGACGAGGCCGCGGAAAAGGCACUCAUUCGCAAGCUCGAUCGUUGGAUCAUCCCUCCUGUCAUGCUACUGUAUCUCUUCUCCUUCCUUGACCGCGUCAAUAUCGGCAAUGCGCGCAUCUACCACAUGGAGUCGGAUCUCGGCCUCGAAGGCAACCAAUAUCAGCUCGCCGUUUCCGUCCUGUUUGUGACUUACAUCUUGUCGGAGCUUCCGAGUAAUCUCGUAAUCAAGAAGUUUACUCCGUCGCGUUGGCUCGCCUUCAUCACCGUAGCCUGGGGGCUGGUAGCUACCAUGACCGGUCUCGUGCAGAAUUUCGCUGGUCUGGUGGCAUGCCGAAUCAUCCUUGGCGCACUCGAAGGAGGCCUGUUUCCCGGCCUUGCCAUCUACCUGACCAUGUUCUACACAAAACGCGAAUACGGACUGCGAAUCGGCUAUCUCUUCGUGUCGGCGGCCAUCGCCGGCUCCAUGGGCGGCCUGCUGGCCUACGCGAUCGGCUUCAUGGAAGGUGUGGCCGGCAUGAAUGGCUGGCGCUGGAUCAUGAUCAUUGAGGGCAUCCCGACCGUCUUCCUCGGCGUGGCUAUCUGGUGGUGGCUGGCCGACGACCCGGACUCGGCACACUACCUGACCCCCGAGGAGCGGCUGCUGAUUGAAGCGCGCAUGCUCCGGCAGAUUGGCCGCACCAAGAACGGCGACCUGAUGCACAAGGCCGACGUGUACGCGGGGCUCAAGGACAUCAAGAUCUGGCUCUUCUGCGUGGGCCAGUUUGGCGGCGACAUCAUCCUGUACGGCUACUCGACCUUCCUGCCCACCAUCAUCCGCGGCCUCGGCAAUUGGUCCAACGCGCAGGUCCAGGCCCUCACCAUCCCCUGCUACGCCCUCGGCGCCGUCACCUACCUCGUCGUCGCCUGGCUGUCGGACCGCACCCAGAAGCGCGCCGUCUUCGUCAUCACCUUCGGCCUCGUGUGCACCCUCGGCUACGCCAUCCUCGUCAGCCCCGCUCCGGGCAACGUCAAGUACUUUGGCUGCUUCCUCGCCGCCAUGGGCUUGUACGUGGUCGUGGGCAUUCCCCUUGCCUGGCUGCCGAGCAACAACCCGCGCUACGGCAAGCGCACCGUCGCCACAGGGCUGCAGCUGACAAUUGGCAACUCGGCCGGCGUGCCUGCUCCAUUCCUCUAUCAGACCAUCGACGCGCCUCAGUUCAUCAAGGGCCACGCCGUGUCCAUGGCAUUUGUCGCGACCUCGACCCUCAUCUACAUCGCCUUCUGGCUGUAUUUUAAGCGCCAGAACGCGCAGCGCGACGCGGGCAAGGUCGAUAAGCGCGUGCUGGGCCUGUCCGAGGCCGAGGUUGAGGAGCUUGGCGAGUACAACCCGCGCUUCCGGUAUACUUAUUGA